Taeniopygia guttata (zebra finch) is the source of this 11066-nucleotide messenger RNA. RefSeq names its product N-glycanase 1 (gene NGLY1). The record is from RefSeq and is a predicted model, not a curated record. Gene Ontology annotation, molecular function: peptide-N4-(N-acetyl-beta-glucosaminyl)asparagine amidase activity. Gene Ontology annotation, cellular component: nucleus; cytosol; cytoplasm. Gene Ontology annotation, biological process: protein deglycosylation; glycoprotein catabolic process. Lineage: Eukaryota; Metazoa; Chordata; Aves; Passeriformes; Estrildidae.
UCGCGCGGCGCAUGCGCGUGGCGCAGCGCCGGGGGCGGGCAGCGAUGGCGGCUGCGCUGGGGCUGGCGUCCUCGCCGGGCUCCGCCGCCGUGAGCGAGCUGUGCCAGAACAGGCGGGAGAUCUUCCUGGAGGCCUCGCGGCUGCUCCUCACUUACGCCGACAACAUCCUCCGGAAUCCCUAUGAGGAAAAAUACAGAUUAAUUCGGAUUGGAAAUCCGGCAUUUUCCACAAGGCUGUUGCCUGUCAGAGGAGCAGUUGAAUGUUUAUUUGAGAUGGGAUUUCAAGAGGGAGAAACUCACCUGGUUUUCCCUAAGGAAGCUUCAAUUGAGCAACUGCGUAAAAUCAGAGACUUAAUUGCUGGAGAGAGGAGUAGCAGACUGAAUGAGUCAAACCAAAUCCACAGAUCAGGAGCCUCUGCAACUGUCAGCAGCACUCAGACAGCUGCACAACGGCCUUCGAGACCUGUUGAUUCUGUUUUUGCCCCUGCCCGUCAGCAACCAGAAAUACCACUUGUGCAAUCUCUUGAUAUGGCUGCAAAUAUCUUGAAAACACUUCAGACAAAAUUUGAGGGUCUUGUAUUGAUGUAUGAGAAUCCUUCUAUUCAGCAGAAAGCACUGGCUGCAAUUCCCCUCCAGGAAUUGAAAAGCAAGGCUCAGAAAAAGCUAGCACAAGCUACAAGACUGGACAAAGGUGCACAUGUGAAUGAAGAGGACUUCUUAUUGUUGGAGCUUUUGGACUGGUUUAAGACUUCCUUUUUUCAUUGGGUAAAUAGUCUUCCUUGCAGCCGGUGUGGUGGGCAGACAGAGCCUAAAAGUGACUACCUGUUGCCUACUGAUGAUGAUCUAAGGUGGGAUGCCAGUCGAGUGGAAAACCAUUACUGCAAUCAGUGUCAGCUCAGUAAUAGAUUCCCAAGGUAUAACAACCCUGAAAAACUUCUGGAAACCAGACGUGGGCGCUGUGGUGAGUGGGCCAACUGUUUUACACUGUGCUGCAGAGCUGUAGGGUUUGAAGCAAGAUACGUCUGGGACCAUACAGAUCAUGUGUGGACUGAAGUAUAUUCUUCAUCUCAGAAAAGAUGGCUUCACUGUGAUCCUUGUGAAAAUGUCUGUGAUAAGCCUCUUCUUUAUGAAACUGGCUGGGGAAAGAAGCUCUCCUACAUAAUUGCAUUCUCCAAAGAUGAGGUUGUUGAUGUCACCUGGAGAUACAGCUGUAAACAUGAAGAAGUACUCUCUAGAAGGACAGCACUCAGCGAAGCUACGCUGCGAGAGACAAUUAAUGCACUAAAUAGAACGAGACAAAAGUCUUUGUCAGAAAAUAGAAAAAAAGAGCUCCUGGAAAGGACUAUUGUGGAGCUUGUUGAGUUUAUUUCUCCUAAAACACCUAAACCUGGAGAAUAUGGUGGAAGGACAUCAGGCUCAAUGGCUUGGCGAGUAGCCAGGGGUGAAAUUGGUCCAGAGAAAAGAAAAGAAGUAGUUUUUAUUCCCUCUGAAAAGGAGAAGACGUGUAAACUGUUCCACCUCGUCUACAAUGUAAUAGAUGAUAGUUAUACACGGAUUUCCAAUAACAACGAAAAAAUAAGUGGCUGGGAAGCAGGUGUUUUGAAGGCAGAAUCUAUUUGGAGAAAGGUUGAAACAGAUUGGAAAAUGGUUUAUUUAGCCCGAAAAGAAGGGUCAUCCUCUGCUUCCAUCAGCUGGAAGUUUGAGUGCAAGUCAGUCGGUCUAAAAAUAGAUAACAUUUCAGUUAGGACAAGCAGUCAAACAUUUCAGAGUGGAAGAAUACAGUGGAGACUUCGCUCUCCUACAGCAGAAAUUGCUCUGAUAGGAGAUAAAAGUCUUUGCUCCUAUUCAGAUUUUUCUGGAGCAACGGAAGUUAUGUUGGAAGCAGUUCUAAAUGGAGGGGAUGGUGAAGCUGCAUGGCAACACACACAGCUGUUUAGAGAGAGCUUAACAGGAGGUGGGGAAAAUUGCUUGGAGAUAAUUAUAAAACUCAGUGACCUCUGAGAAUCUGAACUGUAGAAAUGUACUUUGGAUUCCUUGAAGACAUUGUACCAUGGAUACAGUAUGAAGAUUUGGUUGGCAAUUCCUCUUCAUCCUGCUGGCAGAUUAUUUCCUGUUUCACUGCUUCCAUUAAACCAACUUGAAACUGCACGUGUAUUGAAUAGGUAAACAUUACAAUGAAAACCUCUUUGCUAUAAAAACAAACAGAAAAAUUAAGGGAUUGAACAACAAAGUACCAUUUUCUUAAACUUUACAAUGAAAAGGAAACAAUUUUUAGGAAGCAAAAUAUGAUCAUAGAAGCACAAAGCAAUUGUAAUUGAUUUUAGCUUGGAGUUUUGGGAUUGGCUUGCUGUUUUAUUGGGGGUUUUUAUAAUCUACUGGGAAAAAUAGUUUGAAUUAUGUUUUCCAAUUAUAACAAAUACUUCUGAUGAUUUUAAAAUAUUUGAAAUAAUAUUAGAGGAUUUAGACAUUUUUUCAAAAAUUUGAUUUUGUGUAGUAUUCAGAAGUGCUGAAAUUAAGUUAAUUUCAAUAUUGCAUCCUUGUUAGAUGUCUAAGUAUUAAACUUGUGUUUAAUACCUAGAAUUAUUUGGAAGCAUGAUGGUUGCUGGGAAAAUAACAUCAUUUUGAAGGAAAUGUUCAUUAUGUACUUCAAAUUGUCAUGACCUAUGAUACAAAAUUGAGGCUUAAAACUGAGUAAGAACAUAAUAUUUUUUCUAUGAAAAAAUAGGUUAUUCAUUAUAAAUACUUUUUAAUUAUAUUAAUUUAGAUUUGCUUAAUAAAUCUUUUAAAAGUUAGGCAUGUAGGUUGAAAUCCUUUUAAGCGGUUUUCUUGACUUGCUUUAAAUACUGUUUCCAAAUUUGAUCUUAAAGAAUAUACAUUUUUUUUUCUGUUCAAUUAAUUCAGUGUUUAAAUUUAUUUUCAGUCAGUAUAAAAAAUACUAUCCAGGAGACAUCAGAUGUUGCGGUGCUAUGAAUGAAGCAUGGAGUGAACGUUCAGAUUAAAUAGUCUUUAUCAGAAUGUGAGGAAGGCCUUGCCUGGAUUAUACAAGAGAUACUCUAUUAUAGAACUAAAAUGAAAAGUUCAAACUAUGGUUUUAUUUUAAAAGAAGUGAGAAUUAAGGAUGAUGUUCUCAAGAUAAGUGUUUUUAAAGUUUUUCUUCCUUCUUUUUUGCACUUUCCAGCCUCUGUAUUGAUUUGAAGCAUUUGUCCAAAAUAAUUCAUGUUGAAAUAAAUGUUUGCUUUCAACAAAUCUAAGCAAAUAUGAAGCUAUUCAUAUUUUACUAGAAAACUGCAUAUGCACAGUGAACAAAGGAAUCUUAAAAAAUAGUAGAUUAUAGCAGCUCAGAAGUGACAGAACAAUGCGUGAUGGAUUAUAUACUUCAGAAUGUAAAUGGGCAGUUUAUGAGGGGAAUUAGAAGAAUCUCCCCCCUCAUAAUACAGAUUAAUACAGUGACAGGGUACUUACUGUAUUGUGCACACUGGGAGGGAAGAGUACACACUGGAAGGGUGUUUAUCAGUGCUUGAACUAAUUCAAAGUGAAUUCAUCAGUCUCUGUUUAAAAUUACCUCUGUAUUUGGUUUCAGUUAACACUUUUUCUGAGAUUUUGAGUGGGAGCCCAACAGAAGAGUAUUUUAGGCUAAUAUGUAUACUACAUUGGAAGAGAAAAGGGAAGACAACUCAGGUGCCACCAAUCAACAAAAGUUUUUACUUAAUAUUUUGAUAGCUGAAAAAGUUACUGCUUUAAAGCAGAAAUUGUUUUUGCAAUGUAUUACUUAGAGGACCUUGAGGAAUUGCAGAAUUUCUUAACUGCAUCUGAUAAUAUGAAAUCAGGCAAAAUAUAUUUUAAAGUAGUAAGAUAAAAUAAUUUUCUCAUAAUUUUGGUCAGAAUCCUGGGUAAGAGUAAUAGCUGCAGAUAACUUAAAACAGUAAAGUAAUCGAAGUCCAUUUUAAAAAAGUUUGAAUUAAAAAGAUGGAAAAAUGCCUGGACAGUCUAAUUAAUCAAGAAGUACUUCUGUAUUUAUAAAAUCACGUUCAAUGAAUAGAAGUGCUUAUUUUAGGAAAGAAUUAAUAAGUAAAACACUCACGCGUAAUAGAGCUAAUGUGAAAAAUUUAAAUGGAACUCCUUCAGUUGUCUUUUGGAGUAUCCUAUAGGCAGUGAACACUUUGAAUCUUCACACAUAACCUGUUUUAAAGGCAUUAAUUUCCUCUAUUAUCUCAAUUUCAGCCCAACUCUUCAUACAUUUUAAUUUUUUUUUUAACCAGAGGUAAUCCCUCAUCCACAGUUGUUUAAUAUUAACUUACAGUAUCCUGAAUUUGCAGUAUUACAUGGUGGGAAGAUCUCUGCUGCUCUAAGUCUGCUCUAAAAGUAUGGUUAUUAAGUUAUGCUGGUAAUGGUACAAUACUGGGUGAGUGGUAGAUGUUGAUCAGGGCACAUGUCAGAAGUCAGUGCUUACUCAAAUUUUUAGAAGUUUGAGGAGGUGGAGAUUAAAUGGGGAAAUUUAAAAUACUGUUGCCUAGAAAUGUGUGGCUUAAUACAGGUAAAAUCAGCAAUGUUUUCUAGAAUCCAGCUUAGGUGCAUUUUAAAGACUGACUGGCUGUGCCAUCUGUGACUGCCUUCCAAGGUUGCACUGAGUUGUAACAGUGAAAUCUUUUCCAUUAAAAGUUUACAUAAAUACUGUACUACCCAGUUAAUGCUAUUUUUGGGGUGCAUGGUUUCCAACAGAACUAUGUGGGAGCCUGUGCACAGAAUUCCUCCUUUCAAACAAGUAUUUGUUGUACUGUUGUCUGUCUAGAGUUGAUCGUCCAUCUGUUGAUUUCUUCAUAUCCUGUUUUGACACUUAAUGCUUAGUAAUUUCCUACACCCCAGGAAGUUGCUGGGAAGAUGUAUCCUUAAAAUAUAUGAAGGAAGCUCCUUCUAGGCAGUGGAGAAAGAAAGAAGAGGUACAGAUUUCAUAGAUUUUUUUACAGAUUUUCCUGCACAGCUAUGCAGGAGUCAAACAAACUUUGGUGUAAAUUAUAUAACUUACAAUGAGAAGUAAGUAGUGAAAAUUAUCUGAUCUUGUAAGAAAAUCUAUCACCUUAACUCAUCUGUUAACAUUAGAAUAUUUUUCACAUUUAGUAGGUUGGAUAUAAAAUAUAAUCCUUAUUAUGUGCAACAUCAGGAAAUGUAGAACACUAAAAAUAAAGUGUGUUUGUCUCCAUAGUGCGGUGGAAUGAAAACAGAUAGCAGGCAGCACAUAUGGCUGCCAGAAGCUGGGAACACCCAUUUGCAGAGUUCUUGCAGCUCUAAACAUAACAAGUCAAAACAAAGGAACUCCAAGAGGGGCAGAGAUUGUUCCAGGCAGAUAUCAGGAUGUCUGUCUCUUCACCACACCCACACUCCUCAUUUCUUUACCUUUGGUUGCUCAAGCUAGCAAUGGAAAUAAGCUAUAAGUUAAUUUAAUAGACCUCACUAGUUUGUCAAAACUUAGCAUUUCUUAAGUAUAGGCAUUAUUUAAAGUGAAUCUCUAAUUUCCAUUGUAGGUUAAAGCCUCUGGGUUCGGACAAAAUUGUUGUCCAAGCAAUUCAACACCAUAAAAAAUGUGUCAGUAUUGAAGGGACUUCUUUAUCUCAGCUUCAUAUCAUAUGGAAGGUUGAGAAGGAAAUUGCAGACAAGUACCUUCCUUAAACGCAGUUGCUUAGGUCCUUUCUAUACUUUGAGUAUUUUGGGGGAACUUAUUCAACAUUAUUUGCAGUAGUUCAGCUUACCUGGUGCUGGUUCUGAAGGUUCUUUACGGGGUACUCCUGUUGCAAGCAAUGCUUUAUGCCUUGUGCCUUAUGGCCUGUCUAAACAGUAAUCAGUGAUGUAAUGUAUAUUAUGUGUACGUAUAUGAUCACUGGUCAUAUAGUUGUAAACAUGAGCAGAAAGGAAGAGUAAUGACAGAAAUGACUGGGAUAAUUUGGGUUUUUAAUGCUAAUCUUGGAUAUUUAAUCCCAGCAGAAGGACAUUAGAGUAAAAAAAAAAAAAAAAAAGUGUCUUUAGUAGAUUGAAACAGUUCCUUCUUUACUUAGGUUUUUAAUUUCAGGAGCAGAAUUUUGAGACUUCCCAGCCUAUAUUAUGGAAUUUAGGAAUGACCAAUUAGCAAGCCAAGGUCAAAUAUAUGUAUUUUAAGUGUACAGGUGUUAUGAAAUGUGUAAAGGCUUAAAUGUGACUGUGAAAAAGAUAACAGUGAUUUUCUCCAUCGUUAAGUCUUAUGUUCUUAUUCUUGGGCUUGGGGUUUUUUUCAUGGUAAACCUUGUAAUUAGGCUUUAGCUUUGUUUAUUAUUAGCCUGCUUCAGUUUCUUCAGGUUUAUUUUUUCUCAUCUAGCUUAAAAUACAUUUUAAUUUAUGUACACAGUUGUAGCUGUAUGGUAAAUACACUACGACAAAAAAUAAGUUGAUUUAUUUAUUUAUUUGGUAAAAGGAGAUGAAAGAUGGCUUUUUUAAUCUUAAAAAUAUUCAAACUCAGCAGGAAAAAAAAAAAAAAAAAAAGAAAUAGUAAUUAAAAUUGAUGAUGCCCAGAAACCAACAAAGUUACCAGGACUUAAUAAAAUUUUAUGGCGAAAGAAAAUGUAAUGGACUAUAUAAACUGAUGCUGGCAGAAGUAGCUUCCAAUGACUGACCUUGGUUUUGAGACAUUUUACUGUGUGUUUAUUUAUAUGUAGGUCCCUGAAAGUUUUCAGUAGAAGAAAAUUGCUGAGACUGGUGAACAGGUUUUUUAUAAAUCUGUCUGAGAUUUAAGCAAUAGCUGAGUUUAAAUAUUUUUUAUUUUUACUAGUUUAAGCUAUAGAAAUAAUUCUAGAAUUAAGAACAGGAUCCCACUUGUUAUAGAUAAUUCCUUCCUUUGUUCCAGUCAAUAAUCUGGAUCUUUGAUUUUGGAAAAAGUGUGUUUGUGACAUGUUGUAACCAAGAACUAGGUCUGCAUUACCUGUAAGGAUGUGAGAUUUCAGUGUGGCAUUAAGCACCUGGGGGAAAGAUGAUUUCACUAUGCAUGACAAUGGUGAUGUUUCAGUGUAUGUUCUAUUAACUUGAUCCUUUUAUUCCAUAAUGCUGAGUGUUAUUUCGUAUCCUUGGAACUUCAGUAAUAUAGUGUAUUAUCCUUGAAGGCCCAGGGGAACAUAUUUUCCCCACUGAAAAUCAUCAACUAGCAGCUUAUCUCUGUUGCAAUCAAGAGGAAAUGCUGCACUUACUUUAGGUGAGCAUUUUGGAUAACAAUAUACAGACUGCCCUGUGGAACAGUCAUAAGGAAACCAGCUGAUGUAAGAGAAUGAAGACAUAUGAGAGCACUGUUUGAACAAACUCAGACUAAAGUAGGUGGAACAGUUGGUCACAGGCUCUUAGAGCAAAUGGAGCAGCAAAGUACAGAAUGGAAGGAGAGAGCCUCACUUCUCGCCUUUGCAUUAUUGCCACUGUGAAGAGAAGGAUGGAAGGUAAUUGAAUGUAUGUGUGUCCAUGCUUGCAUUGUAUCAGAAGUCAAAAUAACGUAGUUAAGCUGCAGCAGCUUUCACUUUUAGCCAGAGUGCCAGGGAAAUGAAUGGUAUAUUAAAAAGCAAAGUUCACUACUAGCAAAAAGAAUGUAAAACUUUAUUGGCCAAAAAGGAAGUGCCUGGUUUUGGACUGCAUUAAGAAUUGUAGUGCUGUCCUGAUUUGCUUUAAUAUCACGCAUGCCUAAAACUGGUUUUGAUUUGUUUUCUUUAGUUAGGUUGUGUAGGUUGGAGUUUCUGCCUGAGUAUGCUAACUGAUUUCCAUGAUGUUGGCAAUAAUGGUUUAAAAGAAAACAGUCCCAUUUCCCCCCUCCCUCCCCCACCAAAAAAAGAAAAAAACAACCCUAAAAACAUUCAAAAUAAAAACUAAAACCACCCCUGCUAAGAAUGUAGGAACACAAACAGGAAGUGUUAGAAGCUGCAGUUUAAUUUUAACACCAGAGGAUGGAAAAAAGAUAAUGCUGAUUAAUGAAUGUCAAAUUUGCAUAACUUGGGGGGUUGUUUAGAUAAGCUGAUUGUUUCCUUUUUUUUAAUAAACCAAAUAUUUUUGAAAGGAAUUUGUAUCAUCAUGGAGCCUUUCAAAACAGAAACUUAGGAAGUUCUUGACCAAGUGUCAGUACUAUGCAUGAUCUGCUUUUAUAAAUCAUAUUAUUAGUCAUAUCAAUUCUUCCUCUAGACUUCAAAGUCUGUCUUUGAUAAUGGUAUUUUUAAACUUCAAAUCCAUUUGAUUUUUUUUUUUUUUUGUAAAGGUGAAACCUCAAAGUUCAUAUUCAGUGCAACAGGCAUGGUAAUUUUUCUUGACUAUGCACUCUAUAUGGUCUGCAACUUCACUUUUUAACUUUAUUUCACAUUUUAAGGCUUGCUAGUAAUUAAUAUUUGUACAUCAACUUAUUGAUUUAUAAAAACCAAAACCGAUUGACAGAUAUGAAGGAAUGGGCUUUCAACCAGACACAACAUAAGAAUAGCUUUCUGAAGACAGAGACUUACAUGCAUUUCUGGCCCACAGAAAUAAAAUCUGUGAUAGGAAACAGACUAAGAAAUGCUUGCCAGAAUACACUUACCUUUUCUACUUUUGAUUUCAUUUAUUUCACAUGCAGGACUGAUUACCAGUCAUGUGAGGAAAUUCAAGCAUUUGUAAGUAUUCAGUGAAAAAUACAAAGUCCAUCUGUGAACAGAGCAUGGAGGUAACAUGUAUGCCAGUGAAAGAGUGGCUGAAAGAUUUUGGAUGUGGAAAAAAAUAAUUUCUAAAGAUCAUGAGAUUUACUGGCGAUAACCAGAUUAUUGGCGAUAACCAAUUCAGUGAAAAUCAACUAGACCCUAUUCUGUUUCAAGGAUUGAAUGUUAAAUCCAUUACUGGGGAAUAUUUUUUUGAAAAAGUUGUAUGGAAGGGACACUCUGGUCAUGUAGUGUUUGUAAGCAGGAGUUGCUACAAGCAGAAGUGGUCAGUGGAUUUUGUGUUUAACACACAUUAGAAUGAGAAAGCCAGGACUAGCACUACAUAUUAGCAUUAUCUGUAUUAGUGGUGAGAUGGAGGGAUUUUACAGUGAAGCGUAAGCAGAUGUUUUGCCAUCUUUUAGAAGAUUCCUGUGUUUAACAUGUGAUAUCAGCUGUCUCCUGGGGUAACCCUCACUGUUGUCUUCACUCUUAAAAGCCCUUCCAAAUUUCCCUUUUUAUAUACUAGUGGUUUUUCAUUGUUUGAAGCAGUGUCUGCAGUGGCGAUCAAGGCAAUUUCCCAGUGACGCAUAGGUAACAUCUGGAGGCUUCUGCACCGUCUCUGGAUUCUGUCCUUUUCUCUUUUCCCUGGUGUAUUACAGCGUGGUACCCCAACCCCAUAGAGCCUCUAUGUAUUCCCUAGUUUAUGACAGCUGCUGUUCCCUCUCUGGUGGGCAGUGGGAGAAGCCAUGAGGAUGACAGUAGCAUGGUCUACUGCGGGAGUUCCUUGAAUGUGAUCCUCUAAAUCUAACACAGUCUUCAUUGUUGGAAAAUUUUGUUCUUUUCUUAUAUAAUUUUAUUUCCUACCUGCUUUUUGUAUUGUGUCAUGUGUCGCCCCACUCCCCAUGGCAUAUUGAAUACAUAGCUCAACUGAAGCCUCAGACCCUAUCCUUCCAAGAAUGUGCCCCUCUCUGGUAUCUUUGUUCCCAGAAUAGUUCUGGUUCCCAGAAAGGCUACUGGCCACCAAGGGUAGCCUGCUGCAGGCCUGGUAACAUAGGCCUUUCCUCACAUCAUUUUGAGACCCACUGUCAUCCACGAGCCUGAGAAAUGUUGUAUGUCCCACAAAGGAGGGGAAAGUGAAGCAGCAGCUAUUUUAAGGGAAGGGUUUUAGGACCGACAUUACAACCUAGUGUUUUGGUAUGUUAAUGCAUAUGGUUCAAAAGGGCAAUGAGGAUCCUGACCAGAUUAAAUAACCAGAUUUUACUGCAUUAAGGAAUUGGCAUUGAAAUUCAAAGAACUGAAUGAACGACUAUACAUUAAGUUUGCCCGCUGUACUACAGGUAUCUGUUGUAAGGCUAUGAAUGCUGUUAUAUAUUCAAUUUAACUCCAGAGAAUAACCCAAACAAAUGCUGAAUUGAGAACAAUAUUUUUAUUUCACGUCUUUUUGAAAGAUUAACUAUUGCUUUUUAUAAAUAUGCAAAGACCUGUAUGUGUGGAAAUGCAAAGCACAGCAUUCACCCCAUUAAUGUGCUAAUUCAUUUGGAGGAAAUUGAAAAAGUAGUUUCACCUAUUUUAUUUGCAUGUCCCUGCUAGUCUGUUACAGAACCUGUUAAGCCGCCAUGCCCAUGUCAUAGUUAACAGGCCUGGAGGGAGCAUCAACCUUAAGGAUCAUGGGAUGUCCCAUCAUGUACAGCAUGGGAGUAGCAUAGGUCAAGGGUGGGAUGACAGGCACUGCAGUCUUCCUGUUUGUGAAAUGCAGAUAAGUGAUCAUGAAUUCUCAGAGCAGAUUGAAGCAUGGAGCGGGAGGGAGUGCUGUGUUCUGCAUGUGCACUCUUGGGAGAAUGAAUGUCUGUUGUACAGACAGCUUGGGAGUGCUGUGUGCUGUGCCUGGCUAAGGAGAUGUUUGGCUUUGUGGCUAAAAGCAGUCAUGCUGGUUUGGUGAAGUAACUCAGAGCUGAAGCAUGUGCCAUGGAUUAUGUGUGAGUGCUGCAGCUUCUGCUACAUUCCCAUGGAUUGGUUAAUGUGCCUGCCUCUAUGGCCUGUGACUGUUCUCUGCCUUUACUGUAGUCAAAAUGCUGGUGUGGCUCAGGCUGUGCUGUACUUCAACAACUAUCAGGAAAGAAAGCAUAGUUUCCUCUGAAUUGUCUUCUAUUCUGCACAGCUACUCAAAAUUAGUACUUUUAGUUAUUUGGGAGAAUGGAUUAUUUGAUUAGAAAGCUGAGGAAAGCUUUACGAUUUGAGAAUUAAAUGCCCCAAAUAACCAUAUGUAUGCAAUUGAUCUCUUAAACUUUAGCUAUUCUAUGACUUCAAGUAAUUUCAUUAUUUUCAGCCUUUAUGCCAGUGUGCUCUUUCAUCAUCAUUACUCAUGAGAACUGAAUCCAAUGUAUUUUGGGAGAAAUUAUAGAAAAUGAGCAAU